This is a messenger RNA of Gracilinanus agilis (Agile Gracile Mouse Opossum), 2413 nucleotides long. It is a transcript of the gene PRELID3B, whose product is annotated as PRELI domain containing 3B. The transcript is spliced from 6 exons. Gene Ontology annotation, molecular function: phosphatidic acid transfer activity. Gene Ontology annotation, cellular component: mitochondrial intermembrane space. Bases 73 to 657 code for a protein of 194 amino acids. The record is from RefSeq and is a predicted model, not a curated record. NCBI's taxonomy places the organism in Eukaryota, Metazoa, Chordata, Mammalia, Didelphimorphia, Didelphidae. Gene Ontology annotation, biological process: phospholipid transport.
GAGGGGUUGUGUUCCCUCUUUUACCCUACUAUCCUCUAGCGCCGCCCGGACAUCGUGCUGGUCGCUGGCACCAUGAAAAUUUGGACGUCAGAGCAUGUUUUUGACCACCCUUGGGAAACAGUUACAACAGCUGCUAUGCAGAAAUAUCCAAAUCCUAUGAAUCCAAGUGUAGUUGGAGUUGAUGUAUUAGCCAGACAUAUAGAUCCCACUGGAAAAUUGCAUAGCCAUAGACUUCUUAGCACAGAGUGGGGAAUGCCUUCAAUCGUAAAAUCGCUUAUCGGUGCAGCAAGAACUAAAACAUAUGUUCAGGAACAUUCUGUAGUUGAUCCUGUAGAGAAAACAAUGGAGCUUAAAUCCACUAAUAUUUCAUUUACAAAUUUGGUUUCAGUAGAUGAGAGACUUAUAUAUAAACCACAUCCUCAAGAACCAGGAAAGACCAUUUUGACUCAAGAAGCCAUUAUUACUGUGAAAGGAGUAAGCCUUAGUAGUUAUCUAGAAGGGCUGAUGGAAAGUACAAUAUCAUCUAAUGCUAAUAAAGGCCGUGAAGCAAUGGAGUGGGUAAUUAACAAAUUAAAUGCUGAGAUUGAAGAGUUGACGGCUUCAGCAAGAGGAAGCAUGAGGACACCGAUGGCAGCGGCAGCAUUUGUAGAGAAAUGAUAAUUGGCUAUUUAUAUGAAACAUUAAUAGGUCCACCAGGGUCUCUCCAAGCUGGUAACAUAUUUAUUCAUAUUUGUUAUUUAAGAGGCAUAUCUGUAUUUUAGAUAGGUAUUCAAUUAGCUUGGAGGAAGGCUGCAACUUUUGAUGGAAAGAGGGAAAGGUGCAGGGCUUCCAAACACAUGGGAUCAACUGGAAUUAACAUAACCCAAAAAUAUCAUGCAAUAUCAAGUUUCCAAUUUUCUUGAAGAUUUAAGGAUAUUUCAAAUGGAUACUUUGACCAGAAACUGGCAUGUUGAAUAUCUCCAUAAGAUUGAAUUUUACAGCAUUUAAUUCAUGAGACUAUCCGGUUUUGGACCAACUCCAAAAAGAAGCAGAGGUACCUUUUUAAGCAUGACUGCCCAAGCAGUUUUCAUGUUCUAAUAAUUUCCUUUGGAAAGAGGGAGAGUAUAUUACUUGAAAUCCAAAUGCAGGCCUUUUAUCUAUACAGAAGUAACUAGCUAACUUGAAAUCCAAAUGCAGGCCUUUUAUCUGUACAAAAGUAACUAGCUUUGAAAAACUGUAGCAUUCUGAACUGGUACUUAAUUGAUAUUUUUGUAGUGAACACUAUAAGUAAAGUGAUAUGACUCCCAAUGUAAAUUUGAUUGCAUUAUUUUACAGAGUAUUGAUUUGCCAAAAUGUUGUGAUUUAAUACAGUCAUGAUCUAUCUUGAUUUUGCACUUGAGGACAUGUAUGUGAUUUAGAAUACUGAAUUCUGGACAUGUGAUGUUCACUUUGAUAUUUGAAAAGGAACCAAAAUGAAAAAUAAAAGUUAUUACCUGAAUUUAGGAGCAUCAUAAAAUUUAAGCUACAACAGCUAUUUGCAUCCUUUAAGCAUUUCAUAUAAUGCUUAAUUAACUUGUGCAAAAAUGACUGAAUCAUGCAUCAAUAAUUGGUACAGCAUGAUAUGUCAAAUUAUUUGACUGCAAAAUAGCAAAUGGCAUCUUUUUAUUGUAGUAAUUGACCAUAAGCAAGUCUUUUUUACGUGCAGAUCCAUGGAUCAUUUGAUUUAAUUUCUAGUCUGAUUUAAAAUAUAAAUCCUAGGUCCUUUAGCUCUCUUUAUAAUCCUAUGGUGCCACUGCCAAAAGAAGGAACUUGGCCACAGCUAAGCCACUAAGGGAAGACUGCACUGAAGCUUUUAUUUGUGGGAAGUCCUUCCUUUUGGCACAAGAGGGCCAACUGGAAUACAGAAAACUAUUCCAGAAAAUGCUGUAUUUUGUUUAAUAUUUCAAGGCAGAUAAUUAUUAACUGCUAAAUAGUAUUUUCUGGUUCUUGUAAUUAUUUCUGUAAUACUGGUUGCAUAUGGAGUAUUCUAAAAGACAGUUAGAGCUUGCCUUUAACUGUGUUUAACCUAAAUUGGAACUUCUGUAAAGAUUUCCUACACUCUAGAGGUUUCCAUUAGAAAAACUACUGUGUAUAUACAUAAGCCACAGAAACAUAAGUUUACCAAACUAUUUAAAAAUGAGUAUUUUUUCUAUUUAAAAUAUUGUUUAGCUUGAGACUUUGUUAGUACAUUUGUAAAAGCAACUCAGAUCCAUUAAGGUUUAUGAUUAUUUUUUGUAACAGGAGAUUGUUUUUACAACUAAAAUGGCACUUCUGCUAAACAAAAUAUAGUAAAUGUUAAUACUUGAUAAAAGUUGGCUGUGUAUAGUUUCUGUAUGUUGGACUUGUUCAGAAAAAAGUGUAAUGAAUGCUCUAAUGAUAAAAUAUUUCUAAACAA